CCUUGUCAUGCCACACUCAUGCGACCACCAUCACCAUCAACGACAAGAGGCGUUUAUGUCCAUAGAGCGGAGUCAGCGCCUAACAGGCAACAGCAGCACUCUCGUCGUCUUAUACAGCUGCAUACCUUCACUGUAAUAGGUGUCGCCUGUCAAAUUGGCAAGACCGAGCCUUGGACGAUGUGUUUAUCACGUCAUUUCAGAAAUCUGGCUCGCAAAUGCUUCCAUACUCACCUUUUCCCCAAUAUUUUGACACGAAUCAUCCACCCUCUAUCCAAGAUAUCCAUCACAUAAAAGACAUCCUUCUUGACCCACUCGGAAAUUUGCGAAAGCUCGAUGUAGAAAUCGCACGAUUGCAGGCUCAACGCGAAGUGCUGUACACUUUUAUCAACAAUCAUCCUACCAUUCUCUCUCCUUCCCGAAGGGUUCCUCCAGACAUUUGGCGCUUGGUAUUUUCUUGUUGCUUGCCAGGUUCCGAUUUCCCAGUACGUACGAUAACGGAGGCACCACUGUCGCUCACGAGGAUCUGUCGCUCAUGGCGGGAAAUAGCCUUGACGACACCGGGUCUCUGGAAUGCGAUCCACAUAAACAUCGCCAAGGAAAGCCCAGUACUUUACGAUGAGUGGUAUACGAGGAUGCGAGCGAGAAUAGAUGGUGUAAAGAGGUGGUUGGAAAACUCUGGGUCACUGCCGCUCAGAAUUUCCUUGUCUGUUGGCGAGGAGUACAAGUCAGCCCGGGGGAGCACCUACGUUGGGGCAACGCCGCCCCCGCGCCAUCCUAACAUGACUACAGAAGCACUUGCAGCAGACCUUGCAGCACUCCUCCUGCCGUAUUCCUCACGGUGGCAGACACUGUCACUCAAUGAUAUUCCCUUUUCCGUUCUCGAGACGCUACUAGGAGAUGGUGUGGACGUAUUGGUUCUACAACAAAUCUCUUUCCGACCAGGAUUACCGGACGAAAGCACGCUAGUUUCACGACUUCUCGCACGUGGUAACUGUUCCAGCCUUCGUAUUGAAGGUCACAUCCCCCGUGGUUUGAUGCAACCCGCAUCCUUCUGGGCUCGUUUGACUCAACUCGAGCUUUCCGCUUACAUGCCAACGUCUCGCGAUCACUUCCUAUUAACACUUGCAGAGCUAUGCCCCUCAUUGACCGCCUGUACUUUACGAUUAUUCGGAUUAUCCGGAUUUUCACCCGUUCAUCCCCUGACAAAAGCCUGCGAGUGGAAACAUCUCCGUAAACUAGACGUGACUUUUCUCGAUCUGGUAAAUACGACUCUCAUUUCCGGCGUUCUCAAGGUCAUCAACGCUCCUCUUCUCACCGAAUUUUGCAUAGCAUGCGAUUUCUCACUUGUUGGCCCGGGCCAGGCAACUGAGAGCCCAAUCCACGAAUUUCUCCUCAGGAGCGGAUGCGAGGAAACCCUUACUCAUCUAACGGUGGAUUUGCCUAGACAGCAGGAGAUGCUAGUACAAAUUCUAGCGGUACUACCGUCUCUGAAGUUCCUAAGAAUAGGAAGGCUCAAUCGCUGUGAACGUGGAAUAUUUUCACUCGUCAAUGAACAUCUUAUCCAGGCAUUGACUUGCAUCUCCAUCUGCCCUCGCCUAGAAGAGCUCGAGCUGCCGAAUUGUUCUCCAAAUCACGUUGACGCUCUUCUCACCAUCCCCAACAACCGGAAUUUGAAAACGUUUAUGGUCGAUUUUGGUGAACAGCCAGAGUGGGUAGACGUCCUCCUGAACUCCGGCAAUGCCACCAAGUCUCUUGAUGCAUUAAGAUCGAAGGGUAUGAGGGUUGGUUGGCAUUGGCACGCGUUAAAAUGCAACCUAUAUACUGGACUACUUUCUCGACCUCAGCCUGAUAAUGUUGCGGGUCUUCUCUUCCCCCCAGUUUAGUUUCCUCUUUUUGUGGGAUUCUAUCGAUAGAUGGUUUGAAAGUGUGUAGUCAGUUCCGUUAAUAUCUGAGACUGACAUGGUUCGC
Marasmius oreades (fairy-ring Marasmius) is the source of this 1968-nucleotide messenger RNA. RefSeq lists its product as uncharacterized. Lineage: Eukaryota; Fungi; Basidiomycota; Agaricomycetes; Agaricales; Marasmiaceae. The coding region runs from base 216 to 1883 and encodes 555 amino acids. The record is from RefSeq and is a predicted model, not a curated record. The transcript has a single exon.